CCCGCGGCGCACUCCGUGACGUCAAUUUUAGUCGACUGUCAAGCGCACAGCUGACCCAAAACAAACUGACCUGAUGAAACGACUUUAAACGAUAAAAACUCUACAUUUUAGUGCUACUCGGUGAUCGCAGUCGUGUUUAGUGGAUCUGAGCCUCUCGGACUGACAUGUAUCUCUUAUUUUAUGCGGCCAGAACUCCGUUUUUACACUUUAUUUAGUGGUUUAUUCCUCUCAUUAACGAGCCUGUAGGAGUCUGGAGAGCUCUCCUCCUGUAGCUGGCUCAACAUGACUCUUCCAGCUCUGCACAACACCGGCGUGAUCUACAGACGGAUACUGGGACACUUUCCUCAGGACAUCAGUUUAGCUUUUGCUUAUGGAUCUGGUGUUUUCAAACAACACGGGACCAACCAAGGUCAGAUGGAGAAGAACAUGCUGGACUUUGUGUUUGCGGUGGACGACCCAGUGACUUGGCACACCAUGAAUCUGCUGCAGAAUCGCAAACACUACUCCAUCCUCAAGCUGCUGGGGCCCAAGAUGAUCAGCUCCAUACAAAAUGAUCACGGGGCUUCGGUGUACUACAACACACUGGUGCCGGUGGACGGGAGGACGAUCAAAUAUGGCGUGAUCAGUACAGAGUCUCUCAUUGAUGACCUGAUGCACUGGAAGACCAUGUAUGUUGCUGGACGCCUUCACAAACCAGUGAGAAUGCUGGUGCAGAAUGAGAAUGGAAAGCUACGUGCUGCUCUGGUGGCUAACCUGAAGAGUGCUGUGACAGCCUCCUUCCUCAUGCUGCCAGAGAGCUUCACUGAGGAAGACCUUUUCCUGCAGAUAGCUGGACUUUCUUAUGCCGGGGAUUUUCGAAUGGUGAUCGGAGAAGAUAAAUCCAAGGUGGCCAAUAUCGUCAAAGACAACAUUCAGCACUUCAGGAUUCUGUACAGCAACAUCCUGCGGGACUGUCCUCAGGUGGUCUACAAAUCUCAACAAGGGAAACUGGAGGUUGAUAAAAGCCCCGAGGGCCAGUUUAUCCAGCUGAUGGCGUUGCCUCGGACCCUCCAGCAAAGGAUCACAAAGCUAGUCGACCCUCCUGGGAAAAACCGAGACGUGGAGGAGAUCCUGCUACAGGUCGCUCAGGACCCAGACUGUGGAGCAGUCGUACAACAAGGUAUUUCCUCUAUUGUGAAAUCCUCCAGUAUAACGCAGAGCAUCAAGGGCAUUGCUACAGCUGGCUUGUGGAAGACGGUGUCGUACAGCUCCAAGAAACUGCUGAAGAUGUGGAAGGGUUGGAGGAGGAAGAAGAAGCCGUCUGUCUCACAGAUGUCCUGAUCCUGUCUGUUCACCAGGAACCUGUGUUGCUCUAUAAACUUGUUAGCCAGACAGUCGACGUCCAUCCUUUGUGUUUUUUACCCUGACAAACUUGUGGCUGGAAGAAUCACACCCUCACCUCCCUGGUUAUAUAUCACUGCGUAGCCUCUACGAAGGGGAUCACUGAGCAGGUGGAAGUCUGUGUUUGAAUAGUGUAGAGCUGUACAACUGCCCUUUAUCAUGCACUUCAUAAAAAAAAGUUGCAGAAAAAAGGAUGACAUUUCACGAGCCUGACUGAAUUAUGGCUGACAUUUAAUGGUACUACAGAUUGGACCUUUCCGCAUGAUGAUGACUGGCGGCGAGCAGCUCAAUCGGCUAUCUCUAGAGCCACAGCACUAAAUCAAUGUGAGCACAGCAUGCACAAAAUAUCACAUAGACUGUAUACUACCAAGUAUAAUGAAGAAAAUACUUUGGUGUCUUCUGUCAUUUUUUUAAUUAUGGGAUGGUUAGAUCUGUGCGUUUUCUGUGUGAACGGUCAGAUAACGGGCAGCUAAGAGAUUGAGAAUGAUAUUUGGUCUUUGUGCUGAGAGAGGGCUUUAUUGAACUCUCUUCAGAUGUGGACUGCUGCUACAUGUUACACACACACACACACUUCGUAUCCCCCUUUCAACUCGCCAAAGAUCUCAAAUCUGUCAUCUCUUUACGUUUUUAACAGCGAUUUAAUGUUUGUAUCAUAAAUUAAAAUAUAGGACCACAUUUAUUUUAUGAUAAAAAUGUUCCUCAUUGUUUAACAGUUUACCUCUCACACCCGUCUUGUUGUUAUGAGCAGGUCAUAUUGACAGCUGGAGGUCUUCGAUACUUGCUGUAGUCUAAUUCCGUUAUAAGAUCUGGGUUUAAUAAACAUUUUAAUACAACAGCAACUAUGAU
Molecule: messenger RNA, 2226 nt
Organism: Sebastes umbrosus (honeycomb rockfish)
Lineage: Eukaryota; Metazoa; Chordata; Actinopteri; Perciformes; Sebastidae
Gene: tamm41
Product: TAM41 mitochondrial translocator assembly and maintenance homolog
Exons: 8
Coding region: 283-1320 (345 amino acids)
Biological process (GO): cardiolipin biosynthetic process; CDP-diacylglycerol biosynthetic process
Cellular component (GO): mitochondrion
Molecular function (GO): phosphatidate cytidylyltransferase activity
Source: RefSeq, a predicted model, not a curated record